Saprolegnia diclina VS20 is the source of this 5433-nucleotide messenger RNA. RefSeq lists its product as hypothetical. The transcript has 9 exons. The record is from RefSeq and is a predicted model, not a curated record. Lineage: Eukaryota; Oomycota; Saprolegniomycetes; Saprolegniales; Saprolegniaceae. Bases 131 to 5389 code for a protein of 1752 amino acids.
UCCGUCUUUGGCUCGCGUUGGCUUUGGCGACCAACGCGAUGGCCCACUGCAUUGGCCUCAUGCCGAGGUCAUAGCAGUCGCAGUGCAGCAGCAGUAGCGUUGGCCUGUCGAGGGCGACGCUUCAUGCAGGAUGGCGAAAGGUUGCGUAUCUUGGAAACGGUCAUUUUGUCGUCGGGCGAUGGCCGACGAAGCGGUGCUCAACCGCGUCGAGCAGGCGCGCGUGUAUGGCAUCGACUGCGGCGACGAGAUCCUCUUUGGCGCAGGCGCGUGGGCGCCGGGCGGCGAGCACACCAAGAAGCUCGUCGUCAAGAACGUCUCCAACAAAACCAUCAAGUUCAAGUACGAUCUGCCGCGCACCAAGUACUUUUCCAUGGACUUUCCACUGCUCAUUACGCUCUCGCCGGGCACGUCGCGCGUCCUCGACAUUGCAUUCCGCCCGGUCCAGUACGAAGAGUACGACGACUGUAUCCGCUUCACGGUCCACAUCAUCGACGGCGGCGUCAAGGCCACCAAUGGCACGUUUCGCCUGCCGGUCAAAGCGCGCAUUGCCAUGCUGCGGGUCGAGCUUCCGUCCGGCCUCGACUUUGGCUUUUGCCCGACCGCCGAGACGACCGAUGUUGUCUUCCAGCUCAAGAGCACGGGCCAAAUCGAUGCGAGCUUUCGGUGGAGCCUCCCCGACGCCGGGGAGCAUGGGCGGCCGUUCAAGAUCACCCCGUCGAGCGGCGAGAUCAAGGCGGGUCAAGUGCUCGAUGUGACGGCGAGGUUUGCCCCACGGACCGCGUCCGUGUACGUGGUCACAGCCCUCUUUGCGGCGCACGAGCUCGGCGAGACGCACCAGCACCAGGAGACGACGCUCAAGAUCAGUGGAAUUGGGAAAUUCGCCUACUUUGCUACCUCCGAGACCGAACUGGACUUUGGCGACAUGCUCGUCAACGGACCCUCGACGCACAAGAGCCCGACCGAGCGCGAGUUUGUUCUGCGCAACCGGUCGCUUGUCCGCGCCUCUUUCCACAUUUUCCCCAUCGAGACAGACCACGAGCCGACGUUCUUCUUCUCGCCGCUCAAAGGCACGAUCCCGCCCGAGUCGGCGCUGCCGAUCCGCGUCAAAUACACGCCGUUGAGCCCGGGCACGUUCACGUGCGACAACUUUAAGAUUGUGACUCCCGGCGGGCACGCUGCGCACAUUGUCUGCAAGGGCAAAGCCAUCGGGCCGCUCGUGUCGCUCUGGAAGAAGAACCGCGCGUCCAACCUCGUGAGCGGCCACUCGGUCAACUUCCGCGACGUCCGCGUCGGCGAGACCGCGACCCGCGUCCUGUACCUCCGGAACGAAGCCGCGAUUCCGGUUCGAUUUCACCUGGUGAGUGCAGCCAACGGCAUCUUUGGCGUGAGCAAGGUCGCGGGCGAGAUCCCGCCGCUUCUCGAGGCGUCCGUGCUCCUGACGUUUGCCCCGCUCUCGCCCGGCAACUACUACCGACGCCUCUUUUGCCUGCUGCAGAACCAAGCCACCAUGUUUGUCGACGUGCUCGGCACGGGCUACGACGCCGAGAUCCGCCCGUCGCCCUUCGAGCAGGGGCAUGUCGACGCCUACCGUCUCCGCUGCGAGCACAACUUGGGCCAUCUGUCCCCGGAUGGGCUGGAAGCACUCUGGGGCGACAAGGGCGACGAGCUCUUUCUCCAAGGAGCGUUGGCUCGCCAGCGUGAGGCCGCCAGCCGAAGGGAGACGACGCGCCUCCUCACGCGGAGCGGCGACAUGCUCCUCGCCGACGUCGACGUGUGCCAUGAGUUUUUCAUUCAGCCCGACGACCGGCAUGGCGCCAUCUUUGCGUCCGACGCGCUCCUCGACUUUGGCGUCGGCUUUGACAUCAAGAAGACACUGCUUGUGACCAACCAAACACGCGGCAAGGUCACGUGUACGUGGCGCAUCGCCGAAGCGCCGACGGCGGUCGAGAGCAGCAACUUCACCAUCUUUCCGACGACGUGCGACAUUGGUCCGGGCGCGUCGGCCGAGUUCCGCGUCGGCUUCCACCCCAAGCAGAGUAACACGUACUUCUUUGCCGAGCUCGAAAGCAGCGUCUACUUCAAGUCCAACCGCACGUUUCGGCUCGUAAACCCCGAGACGUUCACGCCGCCGUGGUGCAUCGUCGUGCAGGCGACGGGGCACACAUUUGCGUCGACCGACAGCCAGUUUCUCUCCCGUGUGACGUACGCGACGGCGAAGGACGGGCUUUGCGCGUUCCCGCCGGCGUUCAUUGGCGACUCGGUGUUUCAAACCGUCGUGCUCAUGAACAGCAGCGAUACGCCGGCCGUCUUUGCGAUCACGCAGGACCCGUCGCGCGUCUUCCGCGCCAAGCCCAGCUGCGGUUUGAUCCCGCCGAAUGGGUUUCACUUGGUGCAGAUUCGGUUCAGCCCAACAAAGAGCCGACGCUACUCGCACAUGCUCAAGACGACCGUGAACCACUCGACGUCGGUGGCCCUCGAGCUCACAGGCACGGGCUGCUUUCCGCAUUUGAUUUGCCAAGAGCUGGACGGCGGCCCCGCGAUCGACAAGCUCUUUAUCAAGCCCACGUCGAUUGGCCUCUCAUCGACGCGGCUCUUCCGCGUCAAGAACGGGUGCCGCAUCCCGCUCGUGUUUCGGUGGAGCCUUCCGCCGUCGGUCCAAGACGUCUUUCAGCUCUCGCCGCUUGUCCACCGGCUCCUCGGGAACGAAGCCAGCGUCAUUGCGUGCGUGUUUGCGCCGUCGCUCAUCAAACAGUACAACCAGCGGCUCACGCUGCACGUCAAGUCCAUCUCGAUGGCGCGCGGGGAGCCACCGUCGUCCCAUCUCCCGAUUCUCCAAGACGUCUCGAUCAAGGUCACGGGCGUCGGCACGACGGGUGCUGUCGCGUUUGAGCCCGCCGAGCUCACGCUACCGACGGUCCUUGUCAACUCGGAUGCGACCGGGCCGUUCCAGCUCGUGAACGGCAGCGACUGCGAUCUCCAAUUCGAGCUCCGCGUGACGGUGCUCGACUCGUCCAAGCUCAUGGCGCGGCCCCACCUGGACAAGAAGUUGGCGGCCACGUACGUUUCCUUUUCAAAACCGAGCGGCGUCAUCGGCGCGCGUUCGACGCAGCAAGUGGGGAUUGCGUUUCGCGGCGACCUCGCGGGCAGCUACGACUAUGGUAUCCAGUGCGCAAUAGCCACGCUCGACGCCGUCGUGCUGCCGUCGCACCAUGGCGACGACGACAGUGUCAACUGCGUCGAGAUGCAAGUACACGCAAGUGCGUCGUUUCCGACGCUCUUUUUCGAAGACAUUCGCUUGGCGCAGACGCCGACAGCCGUCGCGUGGGCGCAGUUUCAGUGCGAAGAGAUCAACGCGUUCAUGGCCGCGCCGCUCACCAACGACGAACUCAAACUCAACAGCGAGAGCAGCCCCGAUUUGAGCUUGCUCAAGGUGUUUCCGUUGCGGUUCACGCCCAACGUCAUCGGCACGCAUACCGAAGACGUGGUCAUUCAGCUGCGCAACCCGGGCUCGCUUGUCGUUGACUUUCGCAUCUUUUACCCCAACGAGUCGGACAUUGAGAUUGAGCCGUGGGCCGACACGAGCGAGCCGACGACGGACGAGCUGCGGCAAAACAUCAUUAUCGACUCCAAGCUCUUCACCGUCGCACCGCGCAAAGGGGUCUUGCAGCCGCACGAGAGUCUUCUGCUCCGUCUCUCGUACGCGUACGCGUCCAUGCAGUACGACGGCGUCCACGACCUCCAGCUGCUCGUGUCGGUCUCGCAAGGCAAGAAGAUGAUGCUAUCGCUCCACGGCCGGACGCUGCCCAAAGCGUCUCCCCUUCUCUUUCUACCACGCACCAACUGGGUGCUCUCGCCCGUCAUGCUAAGCGAGAGCGGGCGGAAGGAGCAUCUGCAUGCGCGGCCAGCGCUGCAGCAGUUCCAGGUCUUCAACCGUGGCGACGCACCCUUCCUUCUCGACAUCGACGACGCCGACCUCGCGCGCAUCAACGCGACGAGCCACAACUUCCCGAUCCUCGAGUGCCUCACGCAGCGCGUCUCGGUGCCGCCCAACGCGUCGGUGUUUCUCGACCUCGAGUUUUGCCCGCUCGAGCAGCUCACGUACCACGGCACGUUGCUACUGAGCGUCGAGGGGCUCGAGUCGGGGUACCAGGAGCAGUUCAAGCUGCCGAUCACCGCGCGCGGGUACGACGCCAGCAAGACGAGCUUUGCCAUGACGCGCGACAGCAUCGUGCGCGGCGGGCCGCCUACAGUUCAAAAGGCACCGCCCGAGUCCCGCGCGGCGCUGAGCUGCGACGUGCUGGACCUUGGGCAUGUGUGUGUGCACACGGAGCACACGCGGCUUGUCGUACUCACAAACCUGAGCGCGACGGCGACGCUGAGCUUUGCGUGGGACGCCAACCACCACUUGGUGCACGCGAACCGCGUGCGGUUCUUCCCGAUGCAAGGACGACUCUCGCCGCUCGAGCACUGCAUGGUGCGCGUCACGGUCGCGCCGGCCGCCGACUUACUCGUGAUCGAUCACGACAUUGCGUGCUGGGUCCGGCUGCUCCAUGACGCGGCCGCGUCCUCGACACUCGAGAGCGCCAAGACGACACGAGAAGCCAAGCCGAGCGACACGCGACCGUCCGUGCUCACGCGCACGACGAUCUCGUCGCGCGCACACUUUAGUCGCGACGAGCCCGCGACUACCGAAGACUACACGCCGCCACUCGCCCUCGCGCUGCCAAAGCUCAAGCCCAAACCAGCGCCAGCGUCCGGCAUGCGCAGUCCCAAGGGCCCUCGUCGGAAGCCGAGCCCGACGCGCGGCAACUCGUCGCGCAAGGCCAGGUUUGGUGACGGCUCGGACGCCGCCGAGUCGGACGAGACGUUGCGCGGCAGCAAAGUGCUGCAGCCACUGUACAUCCACGUGUUUGCCCACGUCCUGCCGCUCGAGACGUUUCGACGACAGCUGACGCGCGAGGAUUUCGAGCGCCGGCCGCUGGCGAUUCCGAGCGGCGAGACGCGGCGGGCCGACGACCUCGAGGCGCUCCGGACAGCGUGGCGCGUGACAAAGGACCCGGCGGCGAUGAGCGAGAGCCGGCACGUCAUCGAAGGCGUCUUGAGCCACCUUGUGACCGACCUCUUUGGCACGGGCACGAUCGACCAGGCGGUCGACGAGCUCUUGCCGACCGAGCCCGAGACGCCGUACUUUGUGCAGUUUGGCCAGCCGGCGUGCGACAAGCGGCGCGCGCGUCUGGGGCGGCUGCUGGUCGAAGACGACUUUCGACGCAUUGCGAGCCUCGUGCUGGAAAACACAAUGCUCAACGUCGUCCAAGAAAUUGGACUCGGCGAGUUUGACCUCGCGUGUCUCCCCAAGCAGCUCGUGUUUCUGCCCGACGAAGAGACGUAGCCCGCAUCGUGCUGUAAAUAGACAACCUCGACGCAUGCAUGGAG